This is a messenger RNA of Anoplopoma fimbria (sablefish), 4419 nucleotides long. RefSeq names its product exocyst complex component 3-like 2b (gene exoc3l2b). NCBI's taxonomy places the organism in Eukaryota, Metazoa, Chordata, Actinopteri, Perciformes, Anoplopomatidae. Gene Ontology annotation, biological process: exocyst localization; exocytosis. The transcript is spliced from 14 exons. Gene Ontology annotation, molecular function: SNARE binding. Gene Ontology annotation, cellular component: exocyst. The record is from RefSeq and is a predicted model, not a curated record. The coding region runs from base 1 to 2676 and encodes 891 amino acids.
AUGCCCAUCUUCAAAAACCUUCCAUUGCGCCUGAAAGGUGGUGGCCCGACUCUAGAAAACGCUUUGAUCCUGCGCAGGAUGAGCCUCAACAUCACCCCCAACCAUCACCAUCCCACCCCCUUUGACCAUGACGAUGACGGCAUCCAAGGCAAUGGUAGCCAUGGCGACCACUGGUCACCCGGCAGCUCGCUGCUGGACGGCGAUGUGCCGAGGGACCGAAACCCCUUCGAGGACGAGGAGGACGAGAACGAGGCCAACGAAGGGAAGAAGGGAAGCGGAGGUUCAGUGAAGGGAUCGUUCAAGUUCAAGUCCCCGCUGAAGACUCUGGGGAAGCUGGGGAAGAACCUGAGGCUGUCGGGGAGGAGCAAAGGAAGUGAAACGCCGUCACCACAGGGGUCGCUGCAAGGAACGCCGUCACCCGCAACGAAGAAGAAGAGGGGGAGGAGGAGCUCUGAAGGAAGUCUGUUGAGGUUUGCAGGAAAAUACCGCGACACCCUUGGCUCCCGUAAGGAGUCGAUCAACAACGGCGAACUGAACUGCACGGAGAGCGAGUGCGACUCCACCAGCCGCCGCCUGUCCUUCAUGAAGAUGGUGGGUCUGGGGAAGAUGAAAAAGGAGUCCAUGAACGACCACUCGUCCCAGGGCCCCGAGGAGGAGGCGGUGCAGGAGGAGCCGGUGGAGGAGGUGAAACCCAGAGAGCCGCUGUCAGUCCUGGAGAUCCUGCAGCUGGUGAAGAAGCGAGACCUCCUGCUGGCCGACACUCACAUCCUGGAGCUGGAGCAGGAGUGCAAUGAGUCCACGGCGGCCGAGCGGGGCGCUGUGCCGCAGACGGAGGACGCCGCCGCGGCCGCCGCCUCCGCCAGCAUGAAGGACGGCGGGCGCAGGAAGGCCAAGGACGUGGAGCUGCUGUACGAGGAGCUGCAGAAGGAGCUGUGGGCCGUCGUCAGGGAGUCUCUGCGCUCACCGACGGCCGGGCCCAACCUGGGCCUGGUGGUGCAGGUGCUGCAGCAGGAGGAGCAGGCCGAUAAAGACUGGGCCCUCGGCGAGGCUUCGGCCCCCGGCGGCCCGAGGCCCCGCCGUCUGAAGCAGCGCUGGAAGGAGGCCGUGGAGGAGGCCGCCGACGGCUCUCUGCCUCAGAAGACCGAGUUCACCGCCGGAGAGCUGGACCGAUACCUGGACCGGCUCCGGGCCCGGGAGGUGGAGGACCUCGGGGCCGCCAAGAGGAACGUGGUCUCCAUCUACCCCGAGGAGUACCAGCCCUUCCAGGUGUACGUGCAGAGCUACCACCAGGCGGUUGCUAGGCGACUGGAGUCCAUCACCGACAACCAGCUGGAGAUCACGGACAUCUACUCCCUGCUGGACUGGCUGCACAACAUCUACAACAGGGACGUUCUGGGGACCGUGUGCAUAACGAGUCCCUUCAGCCGCUCUCAGCUGAGUCCUCUGCUUCCUUCAGAGACGGUGGACAGACUGGAGCUGGACUGUCUCAACUCAGUGAGGGCUAAAGUGACCACGGAGCUGAGCCAGGUCCUGGACGAGGAGGAGAGGAGAUGGAUGGAGACGCUGCACAUCGAGGAGUACCACAUCACUCUGGCCAAGACCGUCAUACAGAGGCUGCAGGUGGAUCUGGAUCGUUCUGCCUCCAUCAACAGGAGUCUGGGCUCCAGAGUGGCUCAGUGCAGCCUCAACGGUCUGGCCGACUUCCUGUACAGUUUCCAGCGUAAAGCUGAGAUGUUUCAUGAAGGGAUGCAGAGCGGCAUGUUCGGAGACAACGAGGACGGAUACGUGUCCAAAACCAUCGCUCUGGUCAACUGCUGCCCGCCGUUCAGGGGCUUCGUGCAGCGCUGUGCUCAGUGUGACCCGUCGGUCAGCGAGGACUCUCUGCGUCGGGCCAACAAAGCUCUGGAUAGCAUCGUCCAGCAGGGAGUCAGGGUUCUGUCUGACCGGCUCUACCUGCACAUCAGGCCGUCCUUUGAGCGUCUGGUGAAGAGGAAGUGGUUGAGUAACACGGAGCCAUUUGAGCAGAUUGAAUCUCUCAUCAAAGAAUAUUUCAAGAAGUAUCACAGGAUGGACAGUCCUCCGUACCAGCUGCUGGUGGCGGAGGUGCACCGGCGUGUGGUGACGGAGUACCUCCGCUCCGUCAUGAGAGGAAGAAUCAUCUGCACCUCCAUGAAGAUGAGGAAGAGGAUGGCCGGCCGGCUCCGAGACGAAGGCAGACAGAUCAAAGUCCUCUUCAAAGACCUGGAGUCUCCGUCCAGCUGGUUGGACGGCGCUCUGUCUCACAUCUCUGAGAUCAUCCAGCUGGAGGACGUCCCCUCAAUCCAGAUGGAGGUCGGAGUUCUGGUCCGAGAGUUUCCUGACGUCAGGAAGAAGCACGUGUCGGCCAUUUUGAACAUCCGGGGGAUGACUCGGCAGACGGAGCGCCAGGAGAUCCUGAACAUCGUCAAAGACAUCGAGAGCAGCGACGCCGUCGGCGGCGGGGUCGGCGUCUUGGCCCGUCUGACCCGGGACCGCGGCCUCUUCUCCGAGGUUCCGGUCACCUCCGAGGUCCACUGCCUCAACGUGGGCCUGAGCCGCAUCGCCCUCACCGCCUCCUCCUGCUUCUCCACGCUGAGACCCAGACCACGCGAGACCAGGACCAGAACCAUCCAGGAGAACCCCGACGACGUCCUCUGAUCGGAGAGAGCUCAGAGUUAUUGAUCCGGACUGAAUAUCAGAUCAACGUUAGAUCAUUCAGACCUUUAUGUCUCUGGACAAGGAGGAGACAGAAGUCCUCGGAGGAUGUAGAUGAGGAUGGAGGACAUGUGUGAAGGACGGCUGGACUAUUAAUCAGAUAACUAUAACCAUAGAGGCGUCAAAGACUCUUAAAAUCGAAUCUCUUUAUUUGAAACACGACUUAUUGAUUUGAAAUCAGAAAAUAAUUUUAGAAAAAUAAAAAAUGCACUUUUGCUACGGAAGCCUGGAGAGGAAAGUGAGAAAAAUAAACGUCUUAAAGGGACAGUGUGAAGGAUUUAGAGCCAUCUAGUGGUGAGUUAGCAGAUUGCGGCCAACUGAAAACCCCUCCGCUCACUGCUUUUGAAGAUUUAGAAAAUGUAUCAGCAGAAUGUUUUUCCUUCUCACUGGCCUGUCUGGGCUUCCGUACUUUUUUCUAUGUGUUUGGAUGAAACAAGAAUUCUGUAGAUUCAAACGUCUCAUGUGAUUCAGGACAAAACUUUGAGCUGAAAGACGCCUCGUAGAGGAUCAAUAACAUGACCAGCUCUCUGUGCUGAGGUGCAUUAUGGGACAAAGACCAGAACCAGGAGGACUGAACCAGACCACCAGGCCAUCAGGACUGAGAACCAGCAGCCGAGGAUCUGAGGAUCAGGAUUUGUUUCUUUGUUUGUAAUAAACGUGGAGUUCAGGAUCGCAGAAAAAAAAUGAAAAUAGAGUUUUACAGGUUUAUUGCUGCACAUGAUAAAAUAAAAAUAAAGUUUUAAUCAAAGGUACUACGAGGAUUUAACGGCGUGAUUAUAGUUCAAGCUCUUUGGUGUGAUGAGGUUUAUUAUAAAUAUGGGAUAAACAUUACUUCUCUUUGGUGGUAAAAUAAUAAAACCUUUACUGCAUAAUUUUCUCAUUGAUUAUAAAAUAAAAGGAGACGACAGAUUGAGACUAAAUGUUGUUUUUUAACAGUUCAUUCUGUUCUUUUAUGUUUUAGCUCAUAAACAACAAAUAACAUAUUUAAUUUACUGCUGAUCAUUAAAUAAAAACAUCCAGUUUGUCUUUUAUUAAUUAUUGAUGAUUUUCUAGUUUUUUGUUUUUAUGAGUUGAUGCAGUUCAGAGCAGCGUCACUGGUGCGUUCAAGGACCCUCCGACGUUUGGGAUCUCACUCACCGUAAAAAACAAGGAAAAAGUUUGGGUGAAAAUUUCAUAUUUUCAUUUUUCAGUCAGAUAAAACUGCAGCAAGUGAAAACGACAUCAUGCUAACACCUGUCAACGCUUUCAAAAUGAAAAGGUGUAGUUACACGUUCUGACCACCAGGCGGCAGCGUUCACUCAUCAGUUUGUUUUAAAGUUCAGAUCAGAAACUCUGUUUUAUUAUUUUGUGUGUCUUGUGAAUGUGGAUGUUUGAAAUUAAUAUUUCUGUACAUAAUCAACUUUAAUGACAAUAAAAAUGAUCAGAUCACACACUUCUUUUAUUUGGGACUUUGAUCUGACUCUCCUGCAGGAUUUCAUUUGUUUUUUAAAAGUCUGAUUUGACGAGAAGAGAAUCUCUCUGAAUCUGAAUCAUUUCAUUUAUUUUAUUUUUAUUAUUUUUAACUUGAGUUUUUUGUUUGUCUUUGGAUUAGAAGUGCUUUUAAAGGUUUAAUGUGAACUACUUUUUAAUUUAUUCAUGACUUUUUCAGGGAGUCAAUAACAAACCUACUUCCUGUUCAAGUCAUCA